Molecule: messenger RNA, 1319 nt
Organism: Manduca sexta (tobacco hornworm)
Lineage: Eukaryota; Metazoa; Arthropoda; Insecta; Lepidoptera; Sphingidae
Product: WW domain-binding protein 4
Exons: 7
Coding region: 393-1286 (297 amino acids)
Biological process (GO): mRNA splicing, via spliceosome
Cellular component (GO): precatalytic spliceosome; nucleus
Molecular function (GO): protein binding; RNA binding; zinc ion binding
Source: RefSeq, a predicted model, not a curated record
ACAACAUCACAUGGUAUUUUGACAGCUGCCAGUUGCCACAGAGCUCCUAUUUAAUCAUCUUUUACACAAAAUAAUUUGGAUUGAAUUAUUAAUUAUCGUUGGCUUAUAUACUAAUAAUUUUCUGUAGGGCUCACGUAUAUUUUACAAAUUAUAAGGUUUCCUUGUGAAUCAGACAAUUCAUAUACCGUACAGGCUCGUAAUACUCUGUGUUAAGUACCGCGCUCAAACAUAUUUUGAUUACUUUCUACAAUAUUUUCAACAAAAUAAAAACUAUAAUGGUUUUAUGCGAAAAUAGAUAAGUAUGAUACUUACCUUCUGAUAAUAAAUCUACAAAAAGCAAAAAAAUAACUUCAGUGUUAAGUGUUCAAUACUUUUAUCAUUAUUAUCUUAACAUGACUGAAUACUGGAAGUCCCAAGCAAGAAAAUAUUGUGAAUUCUGUAAAUGUUGGUUUGCUGACAAUAAAGUUUCAAUAUCAUUUCAUGAAAAUGGGAAGCGUCACAAAGAAAAUGUUCAGAAGCACAUCUCACAACUUAGCAAAAAAAGUGCAAAGGAAUUUAAACAGAAGGCUAAAGUUGAUGAAGACAUUAAAAAGAUGGAAACGGCAGCCAUGGCUGCUUACUUGAAAGAUGUACAAAGUAAUGCUGAUAUUACUUCACAGAGCAUUCGUGACAUAAUAGAAAAAGAAGGUGGUGCUGAAGCCACUAUAAUUGUCAAAAGCGGGAGUAGUCAUUCACAACAAAAAAUAACUGAUCCAAUAUGGCAUGAAGUUAAGAAUGAGGAUGGGAGUCUAUACUAUUGGAACACUAUUACUAACGAAACCACAUGGGACACCCCUGAUGAGUAUUUAUCAAUAGCAGAACAAGAGAAGAAAAAACUAAAAGAAGCGGAAAAGAAGAAAAAAGUAGAAAAACUAAAACUGGCCAAGCAAAAUGAAGCCAUAAAAGAAGUAAACGCACACUUGGCACGCGAGAAAAUGAAAGAAUUUGCUGUCAAUAAAAAUGAUCCUCCAUCAACCAAAAACACUGUGGACUAUGGUCCUGCGCCCCGUGCUGCCAAACCUUAUGGCGCGUGGACACCAAUUGUGAACAAACCAGAAGAAAACAUUGAUUUGCAGUUACCAAAAGCUAAUAAGGAGGUAGUGCCGCCGCCUGUGGUAGUGCAGCCUGAGAUAAUUCAGUUUAAAGAGAAACACGUGGGCUCGCUCGGAGAGGGACCCGUCGAGUUCAAAAGACGCAAGUUUAACAACGCCAAACGAAAUGCUCGACAGAAAUUGGACGAUGACUGAUGUUACCAAGUGCUAAUAAAAUGUAUGAUAUAG